Messenger RNA from Prunus avium (sweet cherry), 1594 nucleotides. RefSeq lists its product as uncharacterized. NCBI's taxonomy places the organism in Eukaryota, Viridiplantae, Streptophyta, Magnoliopsida, Rosales, Rosaceae. Gene Ontology annotation, cellular component: membrane; cytoplasm. The record is from RefSeq and is a predicted model, not a curated record.
AAAAACAAACACACACAGUUUCGGUGGCACAACUGUAGAAGCAUGUACGAUGUAUGGUAAAGAAGGCAAGCACGAUCGUUUUCUCUCUUCCACGGAAAAAUCGAGAUUCAUGUGUAUAGUUCAAAGGAUCGAACAUUUCAGCGGAGCCCAUGUCAAUUCCCACGUAAUAUUUGGUCAUUAUUUAUAUUGAAUUUCUCAAUUUCUCAAUUCCUCUGAAAAUCUCUGUUAACCCCCAAAUGGCUACUCUUAACAUAAUCGCAGCUCAUAAGCUCCCUUCACCCGCAAGCUCCUCUUUCGCUGCUCAAUCUCAGAAACCCAACUUUCUUUCACUCUUCUGUACGCAAACCUUCAGCAAGCCCGACCCAUCAUGGCUAUUGGGCUUCUCGACCCGGAAAAAACGAAACUCGACUGUUGGGUCGGUCACAGAGGACAGAGAGGUGGUUCCAUUGAAGGAAAAACAUGCAGAGGACCAAGAUAGCAGCUUAUUGGUUAAUGGGUCUGAAGAAUUUGAGGCUGUUUCAUCAUCAUCAGCUUAUUCUGAAGGCAGAGGAGAGGGGGAUGAUUUGGAAAAGCUGACCAGUAGAGCUAUUAAUGCCUUAAUUGUUCUGGGAUUUGGGACCUUUGCGGUCUCUAAGUUGCUCACGAUUGACCAUGAUUAUUGGCAUGGGUGGACCCUUUAUGAGAUACUAAGAUAUGUACCUGAACAUAAUUGGAUUGCAUAUGAACAAGCUCUCAAAGCAAAUCCUGUUUUAGCCAAAAUGAUGAUAAGUGGAGUUGUCUAUACUCUAGGAGAUUGGAUUGCCCAGUGUUAUGAAGGGAAGCCUCUUCUCGAAUUUGACCGGAAACGCAUGUUCAGAUCAGGCCUUGUUGGGUUUACUUUCCACGGAUCCCUUUCUCAUUAUUACUACCAAUUUUGUGAGGCUCUUUUUCCUUUGGAGGAUUGGUGGGUGGUCCCUGCUAAAAUAGCCUUUGACCAAACAGUGUGGGCGGCAAUUUGGAACAGCAUCUAUUUUGUGGUUUUGGGGUUCUUGCGUUUAGAGUCCCCAAUCAAGAUUUUUGAUGAACUGAAGGCUACAUUUUGGCCUAUGCUGACAGCAGGAUGGAAACUCUGGCCAUUUGCUCAUCUGGUUACCUAUGGGCUGAUCCCUGUUGAACAAAGGCUUCUUUGGGUGGACUGCGUGGAGCUUAUUUGGGUUACUAUUCUCUCAACUUAUUCAAAUGAGAAGUCAGAGUCCAGUAUAUCUGAGGCAUCAUCUGGAGCAGAUUCUGCAUCUUCGUCAAGCAAUUCUCCUAAGCAGGACUAAAUUAUUUGGAGAACAUGGUACUGAGAGGCAGUUUUCUACCGUCAACACUGUAACCACCAUUUCUGCUCUAUAAGUUUUUUGAAGCCAAACACUCAAUACAUUCGUGUCGAAAGGGGAGAUAAUCAGUCAUUGGCUGUGCAGACCACCAUCUAAUAGGAAGCAGAAUGAGUUAAGUAAGCUUCUAAUGGAAGGCGGGAAUUUCUUGGGUGCCCUGACCAAACGUAUACGUUACAAAGAAUUCUAGCACCAUGUGUGUUCUAUAUUUAUUCUCAAAUUGAAUACCAUCUUCA